This is a messenger RNA of Microthlaspi erraticum, 1413 nucleotides long. Lineage: Eukaryota; Viridiplantae; Streptophyta; Magnoliopsida; Brassicales; Brassicaceae. The record is from the annotation of a GenBank genome assembly.
AUGAAAAGUAGUAAAGAAGAAGGUGAAGAGGACGAAGAUGGAGAAGAGGAAGGAGGAGAGGAAGAAGAAGGGCAAAAAGGGAAGAGAUUUAUCGAAAAGCUAAGAAGAAGAGCUGUUUUUGGAGCUGUAGGCCAUAAAAGUGUCUCUCGCCGACCUUCCACUCCGGCGCACAUUAGCGUCGACCCCAAUAACCCUUCUUCUUCUUCAUCUAAAAUUCCACCUUCUUCUAGAAAGCUCGCAGCUUCUCUCUGGGAAUUUUAUCAGUAUUACGACCAAGACCACCACCACCACCACGAGAUUCCUCCUCCUCCUGCUGCUAAAAUGCACCGUCUCCGUCACGGCCAUGGAAAGGCGGUGGUUAGAGACAAUGGUCUUGAUCUCACUGAUGACCAGCCAGAGAGUGCAGGAAGUAUAAGGAGACAGAUCAGUCAAAUGCUGACGAAACAUCAUCAAUUAACCGAAAGAAACGACCAUUCUUCGCAGCCUCCAUCUCCUGCAAGAAGAAGAAGGAGACGAGCUGGUGGUGAGGCUAAUCACAAUCUCAAGACAUCAACCGAACUUCUCAAAGUGCUAAACCGGAUAUGGAGCCUCGAGGAGCAGCAUUCGGAUAACAUCUCCUUGAUCAAAUCUCUUAAAACCGAGCUUUCCCAUUCACAUGCACGGAUCAAAGAGCUAGAAGAAGAUCGGAAACUGAGGAGACGUGCUGAGAGUUUGCAUAGGAAAGUGGCGAUGGAGCUCUCUGAAGUGAAGUCUAAGAUGGAGAGAGAGACUAAGUCGAAGAAGAUGCUUGAGAGACUGUGUGAUGAGUUUGCGAAAGGAAUCAAGAGUUACGAGAGAGAGACUCAUGGUUUGAAGAAGCAGAAGAAUUGGGAUGAUGAAGAAGAACAAGAGGAGCAGAUGGUGCUUUGUAUGGCGGAGUCAUGGCUUGACGAGAGGAUACAGAGCGGUGACGGAUCGAAGCUCGAGUUUGAGAUUGAAGCGUUUCUUAAUAAGAGUAAGGAGACGAAGAAGAAUCGCCGGAGUUCGCUUGAGUCUGUUCCGUUUAACGCCUUGAGCGCACCGAUUCAAGAAGAAGAAGACGAUUCGAAUUGCUUCGAGCUCAAGAAACAUCAUAGAGAAGAAGCUGAGAAACAGAGAAGAAGGAAUCAAAGUUUACAGGUGAAGUUUGAGGAUCAAAUGGCUAAAGAAACGAGCAAUGUGGUUGUUGGAGAAAUGAUUGGAACUCAUCGGAGAAGCGAUGAAGCUUCUUGUAGUUACGCGUCGAGGAGAGCAGAGAGUCCGAUUCGUCAUUGGAAUCCGAGAGCUGUGACGACUGAUCUCGGAGUGAAGGAGAAGAAGAACACUUUGAGAGCUAAAUUAAGCGAAGCGAGAACCAAGAGUUCACGGCCACGGAUAAGGCUUUUCAACGGCUAA